AUGGGGAGAGAGAUAGUGAUAGGAUUAGUAGGAAAACCUUCAAGUGGUAAAUCCACAACAUUAAAUUCAUUAACAGAUGCCAAUGCAAAAGUAGGAGCAUUUCCAUUCACAACAAUAGAUCCAAAUAAAGCAACAGGAUAUUUAGAAAUAGAAUGUGCAUGUAAAAGAUUUAACAAGCAAGAUAAAUGUAAACCGAAUUAUGGAUAUUGUAGACAAGGAAAAAGAGGAGUACCUAUAAUGUUAUUAGAUGUUGCUGGUUUAGUACCCAAUGCUCAUUUAGGUAGAGGUUUAGGAAAUAAAUUUUUAAGUGAUUUAACUGAAGCUGAUUGUUUGAUCCACAUAGUUGAUGCAAGUGGAUCAACUGAUUCUGAAGGUAAAGCAACAAGAGGAUACGAUCCAUUAAAUGAUAUAGAAUGGUUACAAAAUGAGAUUUUUCAAUGGAUUUUGGGAAACCUAAAAGAAAAAUGGGGUUCUGUUAAAAGAAGACAUAUUGCAACAAAAUCAACUACAUUAGAAACUUUAAGACAACAAUUAGGUGGGUACGUUGCAAAUAAACAAUUAAUUGCUAAUGCUUUGGAUUUAAUACCAAAUUUACCACCAUUGCAAGAUUGGGAUGAUGAAAUGUUGGAAAAAGUAGUUUGGGCAUUUAUGGAAAUUAAAUUCCCCACAGUACUAUCAUUGAACAAAAUGGAUCAUCCAGAUGCUGAUAAAAAUGUAUCAAAAAUAAUACUAAAAUAUCCAAAAUCUAAAGCUAUAUUAACAUCAUCAAUAACUGAAGUAUUUUUGAGAAAACUAGUGGCACAAAAUUAUAUAAAAUAUGAUCCAGGUACUGAAUUUGUAGAUACAAAAGAAGAUUUACCAAAUGAUCCUGAUUUACGAGAUUUAGAUGAGAAAUUAGCAAAUAGAAUAGAAAACAUAAGAGAUCUAGUUCUAUAUAGAUUUGGAUCAACUGGAGUAGUUCAAUUAUUACAAGCUGCAGCUGAUUUAUUACAACUAAUACCAGUUUAUCCCGUAAGAAAUAUAAAUAAUUUUACAGGUAGUACGGGGGAUCAAGUGUUCAGAGAUUGUAUAUUGGUUAAAAGAGGAACUCCUGUUAUAAAUGUUGCAAGAAAAAUCAUGGGUGAUGUUACUAUCGCUCAUAUUGAAACUGUUGGUGGUAUAAAAGUAAGUGAAGAAGAUACUGUUGAUAAGAAUAAAAAUGAUAUACUAUCGUUCAAAUUAGUACCUGGUAGUAGGAAUUAA
Messenger RNA from Lodderomyces jiufengensis, 1242 nucleotides. RefSeq lists its product as uncharacterized. Gene Ontology annotation, molecular function: GTP binding; ATP hydrolysis activity. Lineage: Eukaryota; Fungi; Ascomycota; Pichiomycetes; Serinales; Debaryomycetaceae. The record is from RefSeq and is a predicted model, not a curated record. The coding region runs from base 1 to 1242 and encodes 413 amino acids. Gene Ontology annotation, cellular component: cytoplasm. The transcript has a single exon.